This is a messenger RNA of Ictalurus furcatus (blue catfish), 1419 nucleotides long. RefSeq names its product relaxin 1 (gene rln1). The transcript has 2 exons. Gene Ontology annotation, molecular function: hormone activity. Bases 709 to 1254 code for a protein of 181 amino acids. Lineage: Eukaryota; Metazoa; Chordata; Actinopteri; Siluriformes; Ictaluridae. Gene Ontology annotation, cellular component: extracellular region. The record is from RefSeq and is a predicted model, not a curated record.
ACAAAAUCAAGGUCCGGCCAUGGCCAUCCCAGUCCCCUGACUUGAAACCCAUAGAAAACCUGUGGGGGGAACUGAAGAGGAGAGUCCACCAGCGUGGACCUGGAAAUGUGAAGCAUCUGGAGAGAUUCUGUAUGGAGGAAUGAUCUCAGAUCCCUUGCCAUGCAUUCUCCAACCUCAUCAGGCCUUAUAGGAGAAGACUCAGAGCUGUUAGCAAAGGGAGCUAGCACAAAGUACUGACUAAAAUGGUGCCAAUAAUUGUUGCACACCUAUAUUUAAGAAAUAUUUUUUUGAUAAACCUGUGUUGUGUUUGCAAUUGUUUGAUAUCCAUGAGAGCAGAGUAUUUUUGUGAUUUUUUUAAACAAAAGAUCAAAAGGUUAAACAAUAAAGACAAAUUUUCACAGCCUUCUUUGCUCAUAUUUACCAAGGGUGGCAAUAUUAGCGUAGAGCACUGUAUUUGUAUAUAAUAUAAACCCAGUACACGGUUCAUCUCAGCGUUAUUAUUUUUUAUUGUUUGUGGUAAAGUGGGAGAGGAGGUGAUGGGCGGGGCUUAUGAGGACAGCCUGGCCGGCUCCGUGACGUCACCUGGCCCUAUAAAGCGGCGGUGGGUGACACUCUCACCUGGUAUCUUUGCACGCGCGUACCUGUGUGUGAACGAGUGCGUAUACGUGUGUGUGCGUGCGUGCGCGCGCGUGUGUGUGCUGAGUCGACAUGUCCCGGCUGCUGAUCCCGGUGCUGCUGUGCGGGGUGUGCGUGUGCGCGCGCGCGGUGCAGCAGCGGGACUACGGAGUGAAGCUGUGCGGGAGAGAGUUCAUCCGCGCCGUCAUCUUCACCUGCGGGGGCUCGCGGUGGAGACGAGACCUCGACCUGGAGCUACCGGGACAGGAUCCGAACCUGCUGCUGCUGUCUUACCAGAGCUCGUCAGACGGAGACGAGCAACUUGGCUGGAUAAAAAGCAACGACGAAGCUCCAGACAAACGAUCCUCCAUCCUUUCCUCCUCCUCCUCUCUCAGUGACCUCCUCCAGGCUGUGGGAGUUCAGAAGAACACCAGAGAUGAGUCGAGUCUGUCUGAGGAAGUGCAGAGGAACUGGCUGGACUCGCUCUUCUCCUCCGGGCCACUAGGGGGCGAACAUGUCAGGAGUUUAGACCUCAGCUGGCUUCGUGAGGACCGGAGGAAGCGUAACUACUCGCUCGGCCUGGCGGGGCUCUGCUGCAGUCAGGGCUGCACCAAGAACGACAUCGGACGUCUGUGCUGAGGAUGGAGGGAUGGAUGGAUGGAUGAAGCGGACGAGUGCGGUCCAGGACUUAUUUAAACACAGACAGACCUCUUUAAGCUGCUCCAGAAAUGUCCAGUUUGUAAAUAUUGUCUAUGAUGUUACAAUAUAAAUGGAAAAUAAAUAAAAAUAAACAUUAUUGUCAAG